Molecule: messenger RNA, 1001 nt
Organism: Paramecium tetraurelia
Lineage: Eukaryota; Ciliophora; Oligohymenophorea; Peniculida; Parameciidae
Exons: 3
Biological process (GO): activation of GTPase activity
Molecular function (GO): GTPase activator activity
Source: RefSeq, a predicted model, not a curated record
AUGAAUAAUUAUUCUGAGAGAGCUAUUAAAUGGAUGAAAGUUUUAGGUUACUUACCAUCUGAUGGAAUUAAUUAAUUCUUAGAUGUGAUGGAACAGAAAUAUAACUAAUUUGUAAUCGAUAUCACAAAGUCUAAUGAGCUGCUUAUUUUUCAAUAACUGAGCCAGUAUACUUUGGAGGUUUCGACAUAGACUGAGUAAUAGGUUGAAGAAUAAAAGCUAAAAAUAAUUUCAUAAUAUAUGAAUAUUGAAUAAUAUCAACAGAAUGAACAACUUUACAGUAUGAUAGAAAUAGAUAAUAAUCGGAUUUUGUCAAAAUAUGAAUUUUUAAAAAACCCGUGUAAUUUUAAUAUUUAAUAAUUAUUUUAUACAAAUAAUUAUGCAUUCAAAUCUAACUAAAAGGAUGCAUAUUCCACAACUUACUUAGAUGUAUUGAAACGAAUUUUGUACAUUUAUUGUAAAUUACAUCCAAAUAUUGGAUAUAUAUCAGGAAUGAACUAUUUAUUAGCCCCAAUAGUUUAAGUUAUUUAAAAAGAGGCAGAUUGUUAUUUCUGUUUUGAACUAUUAAUUGAAAAAUAAUAACAUUUGUUGUUGUAAUCAGAUAACCAAAAAGGGUUAAAGGCCACAAUGAAUAGCUUUGAUGAAUUUAUAAAGAACAAAGAACCCUAAAUUUAUGAUCAUGUAAAUGAAUUAGGGAUUAUUUUAUCCCUCAUUUUUGUUAGAUGGUUUAUAACUCUGUUUACAUCAGAUUUAGAUAUCCAAAUAGUAAUAGAGUUAUGGGAUAGAAUGUUAGUAGAAGAAUAUUAAGAAUACUAAUUUAAAAUAAUCCUUGAACUAUUAAGAGCUUUAAAAGGAAAAAUAUUAAAAUCAAAUAUCAAUUAAUUCCUAGAAUUGAUUUCAUUUAAAAAUGAAAAUUAAGUGAAAUUAAUAAAUUCUAUUUUAAAAAAAUGAAAAUUUUUACAUUAUAUAAUAAUUAAUAAUUAUUAUGAAACAUAUAAAAUUAA